AAAAAGACAUAAAUAGUCUUUUUAAAACCAUUUUUUUAGCUUUCAUGGAAACUAAAACUGAUGAGUUAUCAAUAAAAAAUCCUUAUAUUGAACGGAAAGAGGGAGACCUUAAAUCAUGGCCUAUCGAAAUAGAUAAGAGGGGACAAGAAAGAUUUCUUGAAUGGUGUCUUUGUUUUCUGGUAAUAAACUUUGAUAUUAAACUUGGGCAAGAUCUAGAAAUAAUUUAUCCGUAUUUUAAUUUUUCAGAAGAAGAGAGAAAAAAUAUCUGCUUUUCAUCAUUCCCUGAUUCGAACUUGAAAGAAGAAACAGAUAUUGUUUAUUCGUUCAGAAUCCGUUUAAAUACUUUAAAAAAAGAAAUCUAUAAUUUUAAUGCAAAUGAAAACUUCAUAAAUGGCUAUGUUUUUUUCAGUCAAAAAAGAGACACUUCCGCAGAAAGGGGAUAUUUUCAGAAAUCUAUUAUUUUAUUAAGUGUAAAUUCUUUUCCGGGUAUUUUUAGUAAAAUAGUAUCUAUAUUAGGUCAAAACUAUUUCUUAAAUUAUGAUAUUUCAGUUUUGGAAACUGCUGUGCGUACCAUUUCAAAAUGGCCUAGCCUUAAAUCAAAUUUUAUCCUAAAACUUCCUUUUAUGGGGGAUAUUUACUAUACAGAUAUUUUCCCAUCAUCUAUAGAAACUUCAAAUAUAGAAAAUAUAUAUUCUUUAAGAAAGUUUCCUACAGAAAAACAUAUAUCUGCAUUUACUUUUGGAGCACCUCUAUUUUUAUAUUUCCAUAGUACAAUAGUAUCUUUGUAUACAAUAUGGGAAGUUAUACUUCUUGGGAAACCUUUAUUAUUACUUACGGAUAAUCCAAAUAUAUCUACUGAAAUGGUUCUUGCAUUAAUGGAUCUAAUAAAACCUAUAAAAUAUUCUGGAGACUAUAGACCUUAUUUUACUAUUCAAGAAAAUGAUUUUACUGUAUUUUUAGAUCAAGCACAUGUAUCUUCUAAAGGCUUUAUCUUAGGUGUAACGAAUCCAGUAAUUAUUAAAUUCUUUGAAAAUAUUUGCAAUAUUAUAUUAAUGAGGAAAAACAACCUUAUAACAAAUACAAAUCAUAUUAAGCAGUAUUCUAUAGUUAUUACACCUAUUUUAAAAUUUAUACAUAAAAGAGCAGUAGCUAAAGAUAAAAAAUUUUUACAGAAAAUUUCGAAUAUACGUAUAAAUCUUUUAUCAAAAAGAGAUUAUAUUGUUUUAAAUAACUUUGUUUUAUAUCAUUUUUCAAAACUUACAGAAAAUUUUCUAAAACCAAUUGAUAAAUAUCUUUUUACAUUAAUGCCUACUGAAAUAAAUUUAUUUAAAGACAUACCCAAACUAAAACCAUUUAGGGAAAAAGACUUUCUUAAUUCAUUAGCAUCUUACGGGCCUUUUAUUCCCUUUAAAAAAACUGCAAAUUAUUCUAAGAGUUACACAUGUCGACUAUUUUAUGGCGAAUUUUUAAAAUCACCCAAUUUUUUUAGCUACUUACUUAAAAAACAAAAAAUUCUGUCAUCAGAACUUACUCAAAAAUACAUCAAACAUUCAUGUUAGUAAAUAUCAAAAAAAGCAUAGGGGAAAACAUAUUUGAAAUUAACAA
Molecule: messenger RNA, 1605 nt
Organism: Pneumocystis carinii B80
Lineage: Eukaryota; Fungi; Ascomycota; Pneumocystomycetes; Pneumocystales; Pneumocystaceae
Exons: 12
Coding region: 45-1559 (504 amino acids)
Cellular component (GO): recycling endosome
Molecular function (GO): guanyl-nucleotide exchange factor activity
Source: RefSeq, a predicted model, not a curated record